Molecule: messenger RNA, 3663 nt
Organism: Schistosoma guineensis
Lineage: Eukaryota; Metazoa; Platyhelminthes; Trematoda; Strigeidida; Schistosomatidae
Source: the annotation of a GenBank genome assembly
AUGCGUUCUUUUUCUGUGCCAACAGCAAUUCCAAGUUCUUGCUUACCUCAAUAUCAAGUUCAAAAUAAUUUCUCUCAGCAAAACCAGGUCUUUUUAAAUUCCAUGGCUCAACCUACAUUUAGCCUAAUGCCGGCAGUUUCUUACUCUUCUAUCCCUGUAUGCACAUCUCCAGCGUCUACAAACCCUAUACCUGGAUCCAAUAUCAUACAGUCUCAACAGCCUGUAAUAUUUUCUGCAGCUCCGGGAAACUUUUUCCUUGCCCAAUCUACACCUAUUGGUACUCCAGUUGUGGGUGCUCCAUCAUUUGUCUUUGCUCCUGGUCAGACUAAUCAAAAUGCUUUUGUGGUUGCUCACCCAUUAUCCCAGGCACCCAUCGCGGGACAAAUGGCCACUCAUACAAAUCCAGCAAAUUGUGUUAUUCGUCUUCCUGAUGGACGGUUUGUCUUACCAGCUACUGCUCCUAAUAAUUUAAAUCUUCAAUCAUCUUUAACUCGUAUUUGUGGUCCUCAGCCUAAUUACUUCCCUGUUACAGUAUCUGCACCUACUAGUGUAAAUUCAUCUACAAUACCUUCGUUGACUCCCCAAAUCGCCCAACCACCAUCAGGCCAAGCAUUCUAUAUUCAGAUGCCAACCAGUUGUGUCAGUGUUGGUAAUACAGUUUUCACUACCUCUCAACUGAAUACUAGUACUAAUUUUCAAACUCAUCCAAUGUCAACAAUGAAACCAGGACCUCAAGUAUCCUUCGCUAACUCACAGAUGAAUGCUUUAUAUGGCCAAUCCGGUACUUUUAUAACCCCUGCGACUGGAUCGAAUCAAGCUCAGUUGGCUCCUAGACCACUUGGUACUAAUUUGAAUCCUGCUUGUUCUGGAAUAAUGAUGAAUAGACCUGGAUUACUUCUCCCCACAGGCUGCAGUCCUGGAACUCCAAUAUUAGAUGCAUACACUGUACAAAAUCAAAAACUAGGUAUUGGAACGAAUACAUCACAGUACACUAGUCUUCAAGCUUUGCCAAGUGGAAUGGCCGUUGCCCGAUUGCCGAAUGGAACGUACGCUACAGUGUCGCUCAGCUCUACUGGAAUAUCAGGUUCAUCACCGAUUUUUGUAAAUAAUGCUUGUGUUCCAUCUACACUGGCUAAUCCAAAUGAUACCUCAACUGCACCAAAACGUAGUGCUCCUAAUUCACGUACCAGACCAAAGUUAACUGGUUCUCCACCUGCCGAUACAGAUGUACUACGUCGUUUAGAUGAUCAAAUAGCUUCAUUACAACGUUUGACUGCACCUACAGAAAUGCAAUUAAAUAGACUAAAGCAGCUUGUUGAAGUUAAACACCAAUUAACAAAAGUAUCUAAUAUAUCUGCCAAUCCUCCCAAUACAUUGGCUCCUCGUAGCUUGCCAACAUCUAAUGCGGUUACGAAUACUCCUGCUUGUCGAAAUCCUAGUCCUGUGUGUGCGCAGAUCACUCCAAGUGUGCGUCGUGAAGUCUUAGAUUUACUUUCUCAGCACAAAUUACUACCACAACCUAUUGGAUCUAGCAGUGAAGAAACUUUCAUAGUAGAAUUUCGUCUAAAUCAACAAAGAUAUCAACUGCGACUAACUCGCUCUCAAAAAGUUGAUAUGGAACGUUUACUUUUUACUAAUACUCCACAACGUCAGGCUGAAGUGUUAACUAUUUUUCAACAGGAACAAAGUCGUCUGCUUGCUUCAACACCACGGGCAAGACUACCAGCUCCUUCUAGUCAAAGUAGUAAUCCAGUUAUGACAACAUCUCCAGUUGUUGGGUUUAGUAUUGCUUCACAACCCUUACGAUUACAAUCUGGAAUUCCAACGUUUGCAGCUGCUCCUAUGCACACUUUUCAUGGUACAUCUGGUCUACGACUGGUUACAGCUCGGCCAGUUGUACCACCAAAUGCUAUAUCAGGACCUAUUGUUCGAUCAAAUAUUCCUCCUGUAUGUUCUUCAACUCCAGUUGUAGGUGUUGUUACUGCUUUAGCUGUACCUCCUAUUGGAACUUGUGUUAAUAAUCCUAUGUUUGCACCCGCCUUAGCUUUAAAUUCUGCUGCAGUUAAUAUUCCUACAGUUUCACCUAGUCUUUCAAUGUCCUCAGCAAUGAUGUCCACCAUAAAUGCAACAAGUGGUUUGCUAACAACAAUACCUACAACUUCAUUUAGUUCAACUGUGAAUAAUGCAGCGCAAAACUUUGUUUUAUCGAAUUCAACUUUAGUCAAUUCUACUGGUACUACAAUUCUAACUCCUAAUACUAGUGGGUUCUGUACACAGUCUGGUCCAUUCACAUUACCACCUGAAUCUAUUAAUGUUGUUAAUUCGAUACGACCCGUAGCACUGAAUAUUCAACAAGCUGCUAGAAUAGGUCGACUUCGUGCUUAUUUAACCAAUGAUCUUAGAUUAGCAGUCGACAAACCGCCAACAUUACAAACUAAUGAUCCAACAAAAUUACCAAGUCCAUUAGAACUACUUGAAGCGUUGGCACCUUAUCACGUUCUUAAUGAUGCAGAUAAUACUAAAGAAGCCUUAGAUAAAGUUGACCUAAUAUUGGAAAAAUCUGUUAAUCUACUUUUACAGAAGAAAAAAGAAACAAUUGAAGCUGUGAACUCUUUAAUUUUCAAGGAAUCAUUGUACAAACUAGAACCAUUUUUAGAAGACCGUUUACUGGUAGCUAACAUGGCUUUAGAUUUGGAACGUGAUGUAUUUACUACUGAAAAAGAAAUAUUUGCAGAAGCGUUAAAUUUUGACAAAAAAGAGAAUUGUGUUGAUAUUCAUAAUGAUGAUAAUGAUAAGAAACCAAUUAUUGUUGAGUCAGUAAAUGAGCAGUCUAUAUCAAACAAAUACAGUGAUGAUAAAAGGCAUUUGAACAAGAAAAUUACUCCCAUUUUAAAGCAUUCAGUUUCUUUGCUUCCUUCACCAUGGUGUGAUCUCUUAGGUCCUUUAGCCUAUCUACGUCCUUUAAACUUUGAUACUAAUGGUAACACAACUGUAGCUGAAAUUAAACUCCCUUCAACCGACUCAGAGUUUACAGUACACAAUGAAAAUAAUACACACGCUCAAAUACAAUCUUCUACUGAUUCUUCUUCCAAUAAUGUGAUAUUAAUUAAUUCAAUAUCUGAAUCAAAUACCGUUAACUUAGCAAAUAAUUUGCUAGUAGAAAAACACAAUGAUUAUGAUGAGGAUGUAAAUGAUGAAUCGUCGGAUGAAGCUGAAGCUGAUCGACUACUUGGUCUUGGUGGUGGUGGUUGUAGUAGUAAUAGUAGUGGUAUUCCAGCUUUAAUUAUUAAUCGGUCAAAAUUAUUGGAUAACAAUUCUACAAAUGGUCUACUCGACAAUAAUAAUAAUCAUCAAUCUACUGGAGGUAUUAGAAAUCAUUCGGAAUGCGAUGGGGGUGGUGGUGAUAGUGACGAUGGAGAAUUCGAUGAAGCUUAUGCAUUUUGGCAAGAAUUAAUGCAUGAUAGAAGUAUCAAUAUUGAGGAUAUGAGUGCCGGUCUAAUAGAGAAUAAUUUUGAUAAUGAAUCUAAUUUAUUGGAUGAACCACCUAAUAAAUCAUUACGUUUACUUGACAAUGGACAAACUCAUAGCUUACCAACAGUUCAACACUCUGAAGAUCCAGAUAUUGAUGCAGCAAUUCGAAGUAUUCUAUCGACUACUGAUUAA